AUGGAUGCUACUUACAGUAUAUGCAACGUCCUUCACUCUAGUAUAUGUGGAAGAGAGGACUGUCAUUGUAGCACACGGAAAGGGAAAAAGACAUGUCAGUCUUGUGACGUUUGGUGUGAUAGGACUGAGAGUGUGGAGUGUUACCAUGGUAACUGUAAUAGUUUGGGAUGUCAGUGUGAGCCCUGCUACACAGGGGACAGAUGCAACAUAUACACCAACCUGUAUGCUCCUGAAUAUGUUCACCGAACGUUUGUGGCUAAAGUGGAGACAUUUUCCCGCGGAGUCCUGCGUGGUGUGGCAGCCAUCGACCAAGACUCCAGUAGCUGUGCCGAGGCGGGCUACACACAGUGCUACUGUUCUAGAGUCAUUCACAGACUAAUGAACGUCUCCUCAAACAUCGGGGAAUUCAAAAUUAACCACGACACGGGAGAUCUCUCCUACGACGUAAUGACAGAAGAUGUCAUCGUAUUAAAUAUUGCAGCAUAUAAUUAUGAUGAAUUUGGAUAUCCUGACAUUCAAGAUAAGCAUAUUGGACAUGCAAAAGUGAAAAUUUACGUCACAGAUAAAGCAAUUAAAGAUUUAGAAACACAUUUAUUUAUAAUGGAAAAUGUUCCUAACAUCUACAACUGGCGAGUAGAAGAUUUUGAAGAAGAGACAGGAAUGGUGAAAAACUCGCAUCAUAGAUACAAAAGACAAGCGUCUUCUAUUCCUGGAAAUGUGACGGCAGAUAUGACGUUGACCUCUGGAGAAAUUGUCAACGUGACGCCAGACGUUUAUUUCUACAACUUCUUACCUAUAUCUCUAACAAUUUCUUUUCCCGAGGGUAGCAGUUUUUUGUCUGCAAAAAUUAACAGUGAUAAAACUGGCACAAACAGUCCAAUGUUUUUCUUCUGUGACCCGGAUGUAACAUUUGUUGGAAGUAAUUUCUUUGGUUGGAAUCCCGAUCAGUACAGCACCAUACUGACGUCAUCAGAUGAUCCACAGGUCAAAGAUAUGCUUGAAGUUGACCUCGGUAUUGUUACCAACGACGGCAGUGACACAACAAUACCUGAAGCUAAUGACAUCAUCAUCGAAUAUUUUGCUUACGUGAUGGAUCCAGCUGACACCCUGUUCGAUCAACCAAUCAAAAUUUUUGCAGAUAUAGUUUGGAAUAACUCAACAUGGAUGACACUUGAAAAGGAAUUCAUAAUCAGAAAUUUUGCUAAUGCACCCAGUGAUCCUUUGAUAACAGUAGACGGACCUUCGAGUCUGAAUCCUGGCGUCGUGGGGACCUGGACCGUAAAAACCUUUGUUCUUCAUCCACAUGCAGACUUGUCUGUAGAAAUCUUUGGUACCAUGCCUUCUUCUGUUGACCUAUGUUCAGCCUCGUAUGUAGGACAGGGUGAUGCUUACAAGUGUAACAACAUAUCACAGAUAUCAAAAACACCCAGUGGUAGUGGCAGUGGUGGAUACUUAUUCUCCUUAGGAAAGAUUUUUAACACAGACUAUAAUGUCUCUGCUGAUGCUGAAAAAUACUUCACCUUCCUUGUUUACGGAGAAAUAGCUACAUCAGCAGUGAUUGGCCAAAAUUACAGCUUCACAGUAAAUGUUGAUGUCAGCGGCAUUACUUACACAUACCAGUACAGUGUUACAGCCUCGGGUGCUGCUAUUCCACAAGCUCCAGGAACACCGAUAUUGUCCCUUUUGCCUCGAUCAUCCACAAUUUAUCAAGGUGGUAAGGAGACAAUUGAUGUUGAGUUGACAACUAUCGUGAAUCAGACGGAAGCAUAUUUAAUCACAAUCAUGAAUCCCACUCCAACCAAUGAGCUGGUUCACAUUUGCGAUGUUUCACUUGGUAGUGUUGGUAAUAAUAUCAUGUGUGGUGUCAACACAUUUAACCCCACCUACGUAAGCACAGAAAACAACAACUUAAACGAUAAAGUCAGCAUUAAUCUUGGAAUUAUAACCAAUGUGGCUUUGGAUGCUGGAGCAGUAAACAGCACCGUCAGUGUAUCUGUCACGAUCUGUUACGUCAGCACCGGUAAUUUAAAUCCUGGUGACAUCAUCACCAUUAACGGUGAACUGCAGCACGGAUCUGUUAUUGACUCGCCUCAGAGUACUGCAGUGACAGUUAUAGCAGGGACACCAACCAUAUCGGCACCCGCUAUAACACUGACGUAUGGAAAUGGAUAUUCCAACAUUCUACCAAGAGGACGUGCUGUGUAUGAUUUGUCUCUCAUUCUUUCACCGAGUACAUACUACGAGAAUAUCAACGUAUCUUUCAAUACAGGAAAUGACAUCAUUGCUAAGACUUCUAUCUGUUCUAUAUCGGUUAUUGUAACUGGUAAUGUGACUUGCAGAAAAGUUUCCCCGGCUGAAUACAUAAAUAAUGCUGCUCGUGUUGACAUGCAUGACAGUGGAUAUGUAUAUCUGGGAUCAUUGGAAAACUCCGGUAACCAUGAUGUAACAAUUACAGCUCUUGCAGUCAUUUCUUUGUUGGACACAACAGUUGUAGAUGGAGAUCCAAUUAUAACCAAUGCAUCUGUUACUUAUAACACUGAUGGAUUGUGGGAAGGCUACAUCUCUUCUACAGUUAACUCCGUCAACUCAUAUCCAAGCUCAACAAUUCAUUAUUCCCUUACUUCACCCCAACCCAUAGCUGUCUCCAAUAGAGGUGCCGCCGAGUUUGAACUUUCUGCAGAACUGCCGAUCGGAGUCAUUACCCAUCUGCAGAUUGUUGUUACAGCUGUUCAUACUGAAUUGUCCAUCUGUUCGAUCUAUAUUAAAUUCUCCGGGUUAAAUAUACCAUGUGCUUCACAUGGUGUCACAGUGACUAAUACAAAAUAUUCCUCUGGUGGUGGUAACUCGGCUGUGACUUUUAAUGUGCCUUCAGUAACUAAUUCUGGUGAAUCCCCAUCAGCUUCAGACAGCACUAUCAAGUUCGGAAUCGUUGCUUUGGUACGUGAAGGGUAUGACUUUCCUAACCUGGGAAGUUCAUAUUUUGAUUUAAACAUCGAACACAUCGAUGAAUGGACCACAGGGACAAAGGCAGCAAGCAUAUAUGUGAAUGCUAGUAACGUUUACAGUACUGCAACACCUAUUCUUCAAAUAGACUAUCCUUCCGGAGGUAACGCAAUAAAAGGAUCAACCGUAGCCGUCAAUGUCAAAGUAUACACUUCUCCGAAUUCAAACACAGACUAUAAAAUGGAUUUCACUCCGACAACUAUUGGUAAAAUGCAUGUUUGUGACGUGAAAAUAUUUUCAAGGAGAAAGCAUGUUUGCAUCGAUAACGUAGCGAGUAAAACAUUUGUAACAAGUUCAGAUAAUUCUACCUAUGAAUCGGCAUCAAUUGAUAUCGGCAACGUCAUCAACUGGGGACCUGAUGGAUCUACACAGCAGCAGGAUCCUAAUAUGUUUAUCGUUCAAGUAACAUUAGCCAUUGAAAAUGAUGCCAGUAUAAGUGUGGGGGAGUCCUUGUCCUGUAGUAUAGUCUUAAGUCACAGCGUGUCCCAGACUGUGUCCGACUCGGCCACUUUGACAGUCGUUCCCACACCAGAUAGUGUCAACACAAAUAUCGGUGUCACCAGUAACCCUCCGUCUGCUGGGGUGGUGUAUGCGUCUAUCAGCGAGUUUGUCAAGUGGGGUGUUAAACUCGAACUACCAAGAACCACUGACCGAUACACCAUGACGCUCAUAAUGCCCACUUCUGCAGGAGAGGCCCAUCUAACUGUAGUGAAUGCCAGUCAUGUAGCUUCCGAAAUAGGCAUUGGAUGUUCCCAAAAUACUACAGUAGGAACAACAUUAACUUCAGAUUUGUCAACAACACAGAUGACCCAAAUGACGGUUGAUCUUGGGGUUCUCUCUAACACUGAUGAUUUAGUGCGUGUGGUAGAAUUUGCCUUCACCUUUCAAGUAACGGAUCACAGUGGGAAUACGGAUGGAUCUGUUCAGACUUUCAAUAUCACAGUGCAAGGUGAUAACGGAGGAUUUGCCACAACUACAGGAAGUGUGACAAUACAAGUGGAUGGUACUGAGACUGCACAGCUAGAAUUCGACACCUGGACAGACCCUCUGCCUCACACACACAGAUUCUCAGGGCAUGAACUCAAAUUGUAUGGAACGCUAAAUCUGGUGAACACAUCGAAAGCGCAUGCUUCUUCUGUUGUCGUGCACUUCCUUUUGCCACCAUACACAUCGUUAGUUGCUCUCAAUGAGUGGACAGUGCUCCAACCUAGCGUGGCAGUUACAGCAACUGGUGGCGUUGAUUUGACGUAUCCCUUGAUUAAAUUUACGGACUUCCCUACCUUUUCACUGAACUUAACAAUAGAUCCAAACACGGAAUUUGAAUCUGGACGCAUGAACAUCCACACAGUCAUUCCGGCAGAAGUAUCUUACUUGUCAUUACAAAGACCAGAUCGAGCCGAUAUCGCCGAGCACAACACACUGUUGGAUAUAGUGGAGUUUGGAUUUAAUUCAGAAGUUUGUAAUAAGAUCAUUGGGACGGAUACGACUGCCAUCUCCGAUUCUCAGAUAUCUGCGUCAUCUGAAGAAAACUUGGCUUUCAAUCUCAAGAAGUCUUCAGGCACGGGGUGGAGGCCAAAAAAGCGAGGCAAACCUUUUUGUCAAAAUGAAUUUGUAACGGUACAUUUUAUAGAUAAAGUGAAAAUUAUUGCCUUUUCGGUCCUAUCAGCCGGAAAUGAUAAUGAUGACUACGUCACUAAUAUGACAGUCCAGUAUAGUGAUGACGGAAUUUUUUGGACCUAUGUAACCGAUAACAGUACUGAAAUAAAGUCUUUUAUCGUUGCUUUUGAUGACAGCACUAAAACUGUUAAUGACGCCUAUCGAUUUUCAUUGGAUGAUUCGGAGAUAUUUACAGCAGCUUACGUCAGAAUCAUCCCUACAUCCGGGAAACUUAGAUCAUGUGACCCCGUCAUUCGAGUUGAAUUUGAAGGAUGCAAGACGAGUACCAACAAUGUCAGCAGUACAGCUAUGAGUAGUCCCAAUUUCCCUUUGUCGGAGAGGUUUUUGCUCACAGACACAAUAGCAGGAACGAUGUUUGCUUGUAUCAAGAGUGGAAUAGAAGGAGACAACACGUGCUCACGGUCUGUUGACAACGGAACAUCGUGGGAAGAGAUGAACGACAUUGGACAAGUAUUGGGUGUAAAGAAUAGAACCACAUUGGUGGGAAUCUCUCAGGACGGAAUGGCAAAUCUUUGUAGUGACGACAAGGGAGUCACGUGGGUAAGCUGUCAGGGAGUGGACGUCACAGAAAUUACGUCGGAUUCGACUUAUACCCCUGGAAUACCACAGCCGUUUGAUGAUUUCAGUGCUGUAACAGAUGACACAAUGUAUUUUACCUAUGGCUUCAGCCACCAAGACUUUGAUGUUACAGGUACAAUGAGUGGGGUCAAGGUCAGACAUUUGGGAGGUUCCUGGUCUUCAGUGGCCUGGUGGGGAUCCUCAGAUUGGUCGUUAAUUUAAUACAUGGAUUUCAUAUUACCUUAAUUCGAGAUUGGAAGCAGUGGAAGUCUAAUGCAAACACUACUCCGUUGUUGACUUGUUCUUUGUUUCCAAUCCAUGUCCAUCCACACAUCGUCCUGCGAUCUGUCUAGCAUCUUUCAAGUUUUUCAAGCCUGCAGUUUGUAAAGUUUACUAUCUGUGCAAUUUUAUAUCAUUUUGUAUCAUUUAAUUUUCCUUAUUCAUAGUUGGUCCUAUAGUCUGCCUCAAAAUAGCUUUUCCACAUCAUUUGGGAUUUUUGUUGAAAUAGGUGUUAAAAAGAUUAAAACUGUUUUAUUUAAUCAUGAUUGAAAUUGCUCCUUACUUCCAUGUUAGAAAACGUCUGUUUUUAUUUUG
Molecule: messenger RNA, 5832 nt
Organism: Saccostrea cuccullata (small rock oyster)
Lineage: Eukaryota; Metazoa; Mollusca; Bivalvia; Ostreida; Ostreidae
Exons: 27
Coding region: 1-5460 (1819 amino acids)
Source: RefSeq, a predicted model, not a curated record